AUGGCUGAGAAGAAUUCUUGCUGUGAAGAUGAACAGCCUUCAGUCACGCAUCAAAGAACCUCCGAAUUAAGCGAUGUUCACGUCAAGCCGAUCUCAAAUGGCGGCUUGCAAGCUUGGCUCGGCGUUCUUGCAGGGUUUUGCGUGUUUGUCAACUCCUGGGGAAUACUCACUACCUUUGGCGCAUUCCAGGAAUACUACAAAACAGAACUCCUCUCGGACUUGUCUCCAUCAACAAUAUCUUGGAUCGGAAGUAUUCAAGCAACGCUAAUUCCAAUGGUUGGAAUUGUUUCUGGUCCGUUGGUGGACUCGGGACAUCUACGCCCGCUAAUGAUAUCCGGUUCUUUCUUGACGGUCUUUGGAUUAAUGAUGACCAGUCUUGCCCGAGAGUACUACCAAGUUCUUCUUGCCCAAGGCUUCUGCGUCGGCAUCGGCGGUGGAAUUUCCUACAUUCCAGCGUUAGCCGUGAUCUCGACAAGCUUUACAACGAGACGCCCAAUUGCAAUUGGCAUUGCGUCCAUUGGAUCAAGUGUUGGAGCGGUCAUCUUCCCAGUGAUGUUUCGCCAGUUACAGCCUAGAAUCGGAUUUUCAUGGGCCGUUCGCUGUAUUGGCUUCGUCAGUCUGCUCAUGGCAAUCAUCGCAUGCGUCAUAUUGUGUUGCCGACCAGUUCCUAGGAUGCGUGCACGAAGCUUGGUUGACUGGCAAGCCUUUCGUGAACCAUCGUUUAUGUUCUUCUCUGUCUCGCUCACGCUCGUUAUGCUUGCAUACUACGUGCCCAUAUUCUACGUCGCUUCUUACGCAAGGACUGUGGUACACACAACGACAAGUUUUUCAUUUUACAUGGUAGCUAUUGUCAACGGAUCUUCUGUAUUUGGUCGUGUUGUACCCUAUCUACUCGUUGCCUAUGUCAAGCCAAUCGCUAUCCUCAUGACAUGCGUUAUGGCCUCGGCAAUCGCCAUGUUUGCCUGGAUUGCCGCAAGGGAGACCGCGGGCUUCAUUGUUUGGGCUUGCUAUUGGGGUAUUCUGAGCGGGGUUCUUGUGACAGCGCCGACUUCUAUUGUUGCGCAUCCUGUCUUUUGUCCUAAUGUGAAUUGUAUGGGUACCCGGUUGGGUAUGAUGUGGGGUAUCUCUUCGUUUGGUGCCCUUGCAGGAACACCCAUUGCCGGGGCACUUGUCAAUCUUGACACAGCUAAUUUCCUGCGGGCUCAGGUGUUUGCUGGGCUUAUGAUGGUAGGAGCGCUACUCUUACAGCUAUGGCCUGGAUAUAAGGUGUUCUGCCACGAUCGCAACCAUGCCCAAGGACAAACAUGA
This is a messenger RNA of Penicillium maclennaniae, 1308 nucleotides long. Its product is annotated as putative MFS monocarboxylate transporter. Gene Ontology annotation, biological process: transmembrane transport. Gene Ontology annotation, molecular function: transmembrane transporter activity. The transcript has 3 exons. Gene Ontology annotation, cellular component: fungal-type vacuole membrane. Lineage: Eukaryota; Fungi; Ascomycota; Eurotiomycetes; Eurotiales; Aspergillaceae. The record is from RefSeq and is a predicted model, not a curated record. Bases 1 to 1308 code for a protein of 435 amino acids.